Colossoma macropomum (tambaqui) is the source of this 3351-nucleotide messenger RNA. It is a transcript of the gene emilin2b, whose product is annotated as elastin microfibril interfacer 2b. The coding region runs from base 412 to 3051 and encodes 879 amino acids. Gene Ontology annotation, molecular function: protein binding. The record is from RefSeq and is a predicted model, not a curated record. NCBI's taxonomy places the organism in Eukaryota, Metazoa, Chordata, Actinopteri, Characiformes, Serrasalmidae. The transcript has 8 exons.
CAAAAAGCAUACAAAAUAAAAUACAGUUAAGCAUUUCCAGUAGUUCACACUAUGUAACAUGCACAAACUGUACAGACUUUCAGUUCAGGAGGGAGUAGAACGUUUAUGUGGGUGUGAUUAAUAUAAAACAUAAUUCGUUUCCCCAGAAACAGAAAUAACUCAGAAUAGUAUAAACUCUUCUUUAUUUGGAGUAACGUCAGUGCCGCUUCCCACGCCUGGUCUGCUUAUUGGACUGUGAGAAAGAAAGUUUUGGGGGAUGAUGCUGAGAGGAAACAACCCCGGUGGGGUAAUUAGCUCGGGGGGCGGAGCUUAAAGCCCAUCUGCGUCCCUCACAGUCAGGACCCUCAUAACCGCUGAGCACCUCCGGACCCUCCGUGUCUUCCUGGCGGCUCCGCUCCUCCCGGCUGCAAGAUGAUGAACAGAGCGCACGCGAGUCACGUAUGGCCGUCCACUGCGGUCCUGCUGCUCAUCUGUCCGCUGAUCUACGGAACCCCGUCCAGAUUUAGUUUAUUCCAGGGCUCCCCGUACUCCAGCAGCGUUCACCAGCAGAGGAACAAAAACUGGUGUGCAUUCGUGGUGCACAGGAACGUGACCUGCGCUGUGCUGGACACGGAGAGCGUUGUGGAAGCCCAGGCUGCCCCCUGUCCACCACAUCAGCCCCACUGCGCUCAGAGCCUCAUGUACCGUACCCACAUGAGGCCAAUGUACAAGGUGGGCUACAAGCAGGUGACUGAGCUUGAAUGGAGAUGUUGCCCAGGUUAUCGUGGUCAUGACUGCAUGGAGCUUAAGGAUGUUCCAUCAGCUCCUCAUAUUCUGCAAGAACCACACCAAGAUCCACCAUCAAUCCCCAGGCAACAACAGAGUGUCCUUGGACCAGAGGUCACUUCUGGUGCUCAUCCCUGGACACACCCUGGACAAAGUGGACAAAUCAGGCACCCCUGGACUGAGGGUAGAGAGUCUGCAAGACAGGGAGAUCAUCAUGAUAGUAAUCGAGUUCAAGAGUUAGAAGAGGAAGUGCAGCGUCUUUCGCAAACAGUCCUUGACUUGCAGGCUGCCAUGACUACUGCCAAUGCUAACUUGCGCCUUGACCUGCAAGAAGAUGCAAGCAAGAUAAUUCUGAACCUGCUUGGUAAUCUACGGCAGCCGCAGGGUGCCCUAGCUGGUGGCACGGAGAGCAUCUUGCUGCCCUCAGAUAUCCCGAUUUCUUCAGCUGCUGAAGAGCUUCAGAACCAGGUCACACACCUUUCCAACACAAUCAGCACAAACACCAACUCCAUCCAGGAUCUGGAGACAAAGCUUUUGCAGCUUGAAGGACAUGUGAAUAAGCUAAGAGAGACGGAAGGGCAUACCAUGGCUCCACUGCCUUCUUCUGCCUCAACCGCUGAGUGCCCAUGCCAGGCUUACGUUGACGCAAAACUUCAAGACCUCCGUAAGGAGCUGCUGGAAGGAAUGGAUAUUAAGAUGGCGGAUUUGAAGAACUCUUGUGACUACAAAGUGCUGUCAGUUAAAGAGCAUUGUGAAGAGCAAGAGAAUUCCUAUCUUAGUCUUGCAGAGCUCCUUGACUCCAAAGAGGCUGACCUUCGUCAAGAGAUCCAGGACCUACGGAACUUUAUUUCAACAGGCGCCCCCUAUGGGUUAGAUGUCUCAGACCUUCAAAAGGAGAUCCAGGACCUCAAGAAUGCACAGAGGAACUUGGCUAGUGCCAUGAAUGCAACAGUCAUGAAGCAGAAGGCUCACGAGGAGGCAUUGGAGCCCAGGUUUAACUUGGCAGAAAGGAGAGUAGCGGAGAAAUGCCUCUACCUAGAAGACAAGUUGAGGAAAGAGAGGGCCAAAGAAGAGGAGGCACAGACCAAAGCAUUAGAGAGCAAGAUCAAUGCAGCUCUACAAGUCUUAGGAGGCACGCAGUCACAGAUAAUACCAACAGGUCAUGCAAACGGCCAAAAUAUAGUAGAGAUGGAAGAACACACACAGAGCCUGAAGGGUGAAGUAGAUUCUCUCACACAGCAUGUCAAAAAUUUGGAGAACUCAAUCAGGAUACUCAAUCAGUCGGUCAGCCGUCAAACUCCUAUGGAUGGGCUGUAUAACAGACUGGACAAACUAGAGGAAGACUGCGGGAAGAGCCAAGAAUUGUCUAAAAGGCUUGAGGAGAUAUUGUCUGGGGUUGAUGGACGGGUGGCCAGUGUCGAGAGCGUUUGUGGCAGGUUGGAGCCAGUGUCGGACAGUUUGAAAAGAAUCAAAGAUGGACUCAAUAAACAUGUCAAUGGUCUUUGGAACUGCGUCCGACAGCUCAACAGCACUGUCCUCACUCACUCAAGAGAUAUCAACACUUUGAGAGCAAAUUUCCACACCACAGUGGGCGGGCAGGAUGGAACCACUGGCACUCCUCAGUACACAGGUGUUCGGGCAGGUAUGGAAGACUCUAGUGUUUCCAUGGCGACAGGCUCUACUCCUCCUGUUUUGGAGUCUGGAGAAGCAGGCCCUCCUGGAACCAAGCUUUCAUCCCGGCCCCCUCAGGGGGCCAACGGUAGUAUGACACCUGUUAAAGGCUACGCCGCAGCACCAGGCUAUCCUCCUGUCUCUCCUGCCUCCAUCACACCUCACCUUCUUUCAGGUCAUAAGAGCACAAGCACUCCUGUAUCGUUUUCGGCUGGUCUGACCCUCUUACCAUUUUCUGGAGAUGUUGCCAUCAUCCGCUUUAACCAUGUGUUGCUGAAUGAUGGGGGACACUAUGACCCACUUACAGGUUUAUUUACUGUGCCCACCGAUGGACGGUACCUGCUGAGCACUGUAAUAACAGCCCAGAGGGGAGCACGAGUGGAGGCCAUUCUCUCAGUGGCCAAUCGCAACAUACAGAAGCUGGACACAUCUGGAUCAGGGGACAUGGAGUGUCUUUGUGGAGGCUCCGCCUCCGCCAGCCUCAUCUUAGAUCUUAAACAAGGCCAGAAGGUCGGGGUGGUGAUGACUUCUGGAACACUAGCGAUUUCAGCAUCCACUGAGGUUCUUUCCACAUUUAGUGGAGUUCUACUUCAUCCUUUACCAGCUACAAGAUAACGUACAGCUAAAGAAACAUCAGGGCUAUCAAUGUACAGUGUGGUGAUGUUCCUGCUUUAUAGCAUAUGGGAUGAACAAAAUAAUGAAAGUAUUUGCUAGAAAAGGAGUAUUUUGAAAAGGCUCAAUCUCACUUAAAUGCAAUAUACAGUUUGUUUCAUACUUUUAUACAUAGUUACUGUAAAUAAAGUACACUUUAUUUGAAGGCUGCCUACAUAGGGUUGUCAUAACAUAUGCAGAAGCCCUGAACAGUUGAACUUCUAAGGCAUACAUCUAGUUAAGAAUGCUAUAUAUCGGUUCAGU